This is a messenger RNA of Brassica oleracea var. oleracea, 1325 nucleotides long. Its product is annotated as cyclin-D1-1-like. Gene Ontology annotation, molecular function: cyclin-dependent protein serine/threonine kinase regulator activity. The record is from RefSeq and is a predicted model, not a curated record. Lineage: Eukaryota; Viridiplantae; Streptophyta; Magnoliopsida; Brassicales; Brassicaceae. The coding region runs from base 307 to 1320 and encodes 337 amino acids. Gene Ontology annotation, cellular component: cytoplasm; cyclin-dependent protein kinase holoenzyme complex; nucleus. The transcript has 6 exons. Gene Ontology annotation, biological process: regulation of cyclin-dependent protein serine/threonine kinase activity; mitotic cell cycle phase transition.
CGUUUCCCCGGGAAAAACGGAAACUGUAACAGUCUCUGUGUUUCGUUCUUCAACAACACCUUUUACAAAAUGAAAAAUUUAUAAAAUUAUAAUCUCUACUAUAAUAAAGUCUUACAGUCUCUCUACUUUCUCGUGUUUAUAUACCAAAACAAAUGAAUGUGUUAAAAGCCUCACUCACUCUUUCUUCUAUCCAACAAAAUCAAGAAACCACUUCUUGACCUCUCUCUUCAUCUUCUCCUUCUCCUUCUUAUUUCCUUUUUCUCUCACUCAGAUCUCGGCAAGUUCUCCACCGGUUAUGGAGAUGGAAUGAGUGGCCGCCGUCUCAGCGACUGCUGCAAGGAUAUGGACUUGUUAUGCGGAGAGGAUUCCUCCGACGUGUUUUCCGGCGAAUCAACGGCUGAUAUCUCGUCGGAGGAGAUUGAUUCUUGGCCUGAGGAGUCAAUAGCAAGCUGUAUAGAGGACGAGAGACACUUUGUUCCAGGACUUGACUAUCUCUCUAGGUUCCACUCUCAAUCUCUCGACGCUUCCGCUCGAGAAGACUCUGUCUCAUGGAUACUCAAGGUACAAGCGUAUUACAAGUUUCAGCCUUUAACGGCGUACCUCGCCGUUAACUACAUGGAUCGGUUUCUCUACGCUCGCCGGUUACCGGAAACGAGUGGUUGGCCAAUGCAGCUUUUAGCAGUGGCAUGCUUGUCUUUAGCUGCCAAGAUGGAGGAAGUUCUCGUUCCUCUUCUUUUUGAUUUCCAGGUUGAAGGAGUGAAGUAUAUAUUUGAGGCAAAGACGAUACAAAGAAUGGAACUUCUUGUUCUGAGUGUGUUAGAUUGGAGACUAAGAUCCGUUACACCCUUCAGCUUCCUCAGCUUCUUUGCUUACAAGAUUGAUCCUCAGGGAACCUCUCUUGGGUUCUUUCUCACGCAUGCAACUAAGAUUAUACUCUCCAACAUUAAAGAAGCGAGCUUUCUUGAUUACAGACCAUCGAGCAUAGCUGCAGCUGCUAUUCUAUGUGUAGCCAACGAGCUACCUUCUUUAUCCUCUGCUGUAAACCCCAACGAGAGCCCUGAGACUUGGUGUGAUGGAUUAAGCAAAGAGAAGAUUGUGAGAUGCUACAGGCUAAUGAAAGCCAUGGCGAUAGAGAAUAACAGGAGAAAUUCACCAAAAGUGAUAGCAAAGCUCAGAGUGAGCGUAAGAGCAGCAUCCACAUUGAUGAUGCCAAGUGAAGAACCCUCUUUCUCAUCAUCAGCAUCCUUAUCUUCUCCAUGUAAAAGAAGGAAACUAAGUGAUUACUCGUGGGUAGGUGAUGACAACUCCAGCUCAGAAUAAACAGA